GUAUCUUUAUGCCUUAGGCCAGAGAGUCUGGAAGCGAUGGAAGAGGAGAUAUUUUGUUCUUGUUCAGGUGAGUCAGUACACGUUUGCUAUGUGCAGUUACCGGGAGAAGAAGUCGGAGCCGCAUGAGCUAAUGCAGUUAGACGGAUAUACGGUAGAUUACUCCGAUCCGCAGCCAGGUCUUCAGGGAGGCAGAGCCUUCUUCAGCGCUGUCCGAGAAGGCGAUCUGGUGGUGUUUGCCAGCAAUGACGAUCAGGACCGUGCCCUUUGGGUCCAGGCUAUGUACCGUGCCACAGGCCAAUCCUACAAACCAGUGGCCCCUGCACCAAACCAGCAGAACUGUAGAGGAGGAAACGCCCAAAAAGAUGCCCCCGUGUCCUUACUGAGUCUGGAGAAGACUCAGAGGCAGGGAGUGGAGGAGCUCAUCUCAGCCAUGCCCUGCAACUUCGAUCAUGCCAGCCUGUUCAUCAUCCUGCAGAAACACACACUUACACACCGCAUGAAUGACUCCUUUUCCUGCCUGGUGAGCCAAAAGAUAGCACUAAACUUUAAUAUGUGUUUGUACAUGAUUGAGAAUCGGCUGAACUGAAUUGGAUGUGGUGGA
This is a messenger RNA of Danio rerio (zebrafish), 601 nucleotides long. Lineage: Eukaryota; Metazoa; Chordata; Actinopteri; Cypriniformes; Danionidae. The record is from RefSeq and is a predicted model, not a curated record.